AAAACCAUAAACUCGACUAGAAGAAGAAACCCCAGGACGCUUGAAUAGAAAGAUGGGGGAGGCUGAAGUUGUCUCUACAGACGAAAAACAAGUGGAUUCCGGGGCUUGUGCUGCUGAAGAGUCAGUGGUAUGGAGUCAAGAAGUGGAAGUGUGUCUGUUUCACGCGAUGUUGGGUCACAAACCAGUCGGGGUCAAUCGUCAUUUCCACAUGAUUUGCAUACGUGAUAAAUUUAGCCAAAACAUUGGAAGGCAAGUGUCAUCAAAGGUCAUCUGGGAUCACUUGGGAACCAUGUAUGACAUGCAGGCACUGCACGAGUCUGAAAUCCUUCCUUUUCCCAACUCUGAAAAGAGCUUUGUCCUACCUGAGGAUAUAAUACAGGAGGUCAGAGAAGGGAAAGUAGGUUCAGAGGAUGAUAUAAAGGAAGAGUUUAAAGAAGAGAGGGAUCUUUCAGCCACCCAUGAAGAAGGCAGCAACUCUUCAGUGAAGAUGACUGAACGCUCAAGCAGUGGGCGAGAGAAGGAGAAGGAGCGAGAGCGUGAGAGGGAGAAAGGGAAUUCAGUUGAGUCAGGUGGUGGCUCCAAGGAGGCCGCGGGUGAGAAGCGGAAGCGAAAUCGGGCCACAGAAAAAACAAUGAGCACCGGCAACCCAUCCAGCCCUGGGGGAGCCAAACGCCGCAGAACAUAGUGAUGGCCAACAGGGGGCAUUUGGAGGAUCGAACUCAUCGGGACUGAGAUGGCUUACUUUAGGCCUACCAGAGGCUUGGCCAUGGUUAAAGUGAUGCGUUGUGAGGCAGUGUUUCUGUAUGAGAGGAUGGUCCUCUGUUUGAGCUUUUUCAGAAGCUUGGUGUAUGAGGGAACACACCAGUGCACACGUAUACACAGUCUACUGAACAAUAAUCAGGACUCCAGUAGAAAGUAUCAGCAAUGAUUAGAGAAGAUCUUAAAAGCUUCCAGGUUGUGGAUCAUAGUACAGACAAAUGUGCUUACAUUGUUUUUUGUUUUUUUUUUUCCCUUUGGAAAGUAAGCUUUAGGUAGCAGUUUAUAUCUCGUUUUGUUCAAGUAACUCUGAGUAAUUUCUGUACCUGAACAGAAUGUUUGAUGGCAUUCCUUGAAAGUGGUCUGUGACUGUCAUGAUGAUCAAUUAGGGAUAGGAGGCUUAGUACUUAGCUCUUAGUGCAGCUUGCUUGGUGAUUACAAUACAGUUCUUGCUUAAAAUGCUUCUGUCGCGAUUUCCUUUGGAUUUCCAGACUGUCUACAUGGUGAGUGUAACCUAAGUGAGAUAGACUCAAUGCAGGUUCCUGUAUUUCCAUUAUGUGUUUGUUAAGAAGGAAUGUGAUUUUUACAACCAUCUGUAUUUAUUAAUUUCCCAUUUUUUUAAAAAAAGAUGUGAGCAAGCCUUAAAUCAGGCUUAAUGUUGGUUUGUUGUUUAUUUUAUAAAAAAAUAAAUCCUAAUCCUUUGAAUA
Messenger RNA from Pangasianodon hypophthalmus (striped catfish), 1463 nucleotides. It is a transcript of the gene mrgbp, whose product is annotated as MRG/MORF4L binding protein. The record is from RefSeq and is a predicted model, not a curated record. Gene Ontology annotation, cellular component: NuA4 histone acetyltransferase complex; nucleus. The coding region runs from base 53 to 685 and encodes 210 amino acids. The transcript is spliced from 5 exons. Gene Ontology annotation, biological process: regulation of transcription by RNA polymerase II. NCBI's taxonomy places the organism in Eukaryota, Metazoa, Chordata, Actinopteri, Siluriformes, Pangasiidae.